AUGGCGGAUACUGAGCCUAAGGCCUGGGCUGUACUGAUUGGGAUUAAUUUCUACCCUGGAAACAAGUCCUUGAAGGGAUGCGUUCAGGACGUCACCUCCAUCAGGGAGUUUCUGACCGAAAGCGCCCCGCGUAUGGACAUCAAAGUCCUCACAGCGAGCCAGCCUUCCGACCCUUCUGCCAACGGUCCACCCGAGAAAUCCGCCCUGCUACCAACAUACGAUAACAUCACACGAGAACUCGAGAGCAUAAAUGAUCAAGCAACAGCCGGAGAUGCAGUUUACAUUCAUUACUCUGGUCAUGGUGCAAAUCAUCAGUCUCCCCAACUAGCUGGCCAAGAUCCACAUAUCGACACGGAGGAGUUUGCCUUAGUCCUGUAUGAUCGGACACAUGGGAUGAGGAAACUACCGGGAAGCGAACUAGCAAGACUGCUAAAGGAAAUGGUGGACAAAAAAUUGGCCGUCACUGUGGUCCUUGACUGUUGCUUUUCUGGAAGCGUUACGCGACAUGGCACCAAACGUAUCCCAACUAUACGAAGCAUAGAUGUCGAUUCUACCGUUGAUGAUGCUUGUUCCUCACUUCCUCACAGGAGUCGAGGGCCUCUUCGUGACGGCCGAAUCGUCCCUCGCUGGUUGGUAAAUCCGGACGGCUAUACUAUUCUUUGUGCCUGUGGACUCUACGAAAUUGCUGAAGAACUCGAGUUCGACAAAGGCAAGUUCCACGGCGCACUAUCGUACUUCUUACUCCGGGCGCUGAAGUCACUGAGAAGCUCCGGCAUGAAGAUGAAUUCUAAAGCUCUGCAUCAGCAUAUGUGUGCUAGAUUUCAUGCUACGCUACCCCGACAGAAUCCCAGACACUAUGGGAAUGGGGUUCUCUCAUGCUUUGGAAAUUGUUUGAAUGAAGCUGAAGAUCGAUUUACUACUGUUUUCUUCCCACAGAAGAGCGAUCGAUUAUGCCUAAGAGCUGGGUAUGCGCAUGGUGUCCACCAAGGCGACGAGUACGAGGUUUUCCCCUUCACCGCAGCCGGUAACGAAGCAGACACCGCGCAGCAUACUUCGAUCCGGGUCAACGCCAGCGUUAUUCGCGGCCUUACUUCCGAUGUGGUAUCAUCCGACCCAACUAUUUCCCUUGACAAUGUUAAGUCAGGCUGGAUGGCUAAGCCUCGCACUCGACUGCGCCUUCAGAAUACCACUAUACAACUUAUGUUCAAAGAUGGCGAUAUCAGCAAGUGGCAACAAGGGUCGGUUUCUCGAAAGUUUCUCAGAUUUUGCAAAGACGACCUAGAGGGUCCGCCUUGCUUAUUCAAAAUCCAUGUGAACAAUGGCCAUGAAUAUGAAGUUAUCGACCAAUGGAGUCAACCAGUGGCAUCUCUCCCAACCGUCCCCCGUGACAGGAAGGAUGCAACGGAUCUUGUUAUCAAUAUGCUCGAGCAUGUGGCCAUUUAUAAGUCCAUCGAAGCGAUCGAGAACCGCUUUCCCUCGGUGCCAUUCUCUGAAUCAUUUGAUAUCCAACUUGUGGACGCCAAAGGGGUCUGUUUUUUGAAUUCUGGCGUUCUGGAAGUGGAAAACCAUGGCAAGUUGAGAUUCAAAGUCCGAAACUGUGGCAAAGCGUCGAUAUACGUCCAUCUGCUUGAUUUGCGUCCUUCAUGGGAGAUUGUGGAUAUGAUCCAGAUGGACGGCGCGGACUUUAUAGAGGUCCCCGGCAAAACCGAAUUCUCAGAAGGAGAACUUCGAAUGGAAGUACCCGACUACCUUGUGAGGAGGGGACGUAGUCACUGCGAAGACGUCUUCAAAUUCUUUGUUACAAGUCGGGCAACCUCGAUCGAUGGAUUGCGCUUGAAGGAGCUUCCUAGCUCUGCAGAUAGUUUGGGUACGGGUUUUCGUGGGGAUCAGGACAAAGUCUCUAAUUUCCUUCUACUACUGUCCUCUCCAAUGAGAGGGAGUAGCGCCGAUCCUCUGUCAGAAGACUGGGCGGCCCUUAACUUCGUCGUACGGACGAUGCUACCACCUCGACCUCGAUAG
This is a messenger RNA of Exophiala xenobiotica, 2019 nucleotides long. RefSeq lists its product as uncharacterized. Gene Ontology annotation, molecular function: cysteine-type endopeptidase activity. The record is from RefSeq and is a predicted model, not a curated record. The coding region runs from base 1 to 2019 and encodes 672 amino acids. Gene Ontology annotation, biological process: proteolysis. NCBI's taxonomy places the organism in Eukaryota, Fungi, Ascomycota, Eurotiomycetes, Chaetothyriales, Herpotrichiellaceae. The transcript has a single exon.